This is a messenger RNA of Talaromyces rugulosus, 753 nucleotides long. RefSeq lists its product as uncharacterized. The coding region runs from base 1 to 753 and encodes 250 amino acids. The transcript has 2 exons. Lineage: Eukaryota; Fungi; Ascomycota; Eurotiomycetes; Eurotiales; Trichocomaceae. The record is from RefSeq and is a predicted model, not a curated record.
AUGUCUACGGUCGUUCUUAUUAGCGGCGCUAACCGUGGCAUCGGCAAAGGCCUCCUUGAGCGUUAUCUGAAGCUUGAGAAUCACAUUGUCAUCGCGGCCAACCGUAAUCCGGAACAUGCGACCUCCAAGGACCUUUUGAAGCUCCCCAAGGCGGAAAGCACCAAGCUGAUAGUUGUCAAGCUUGACGCUAGCAUAUGGCAGGAUGCCUUUGAUGCUGUGAAAUCACUCGAGAGCCAGGGCAUCGACCACAUAGAUAUUGUCAUCGCUAAUGCUGGUGUGGCGUAUAUUUGGCCAACUGUCGCUGAAGUCAAGCUUGAAGACAUUGUCGCCCACGUCGAGCCUAAUUUUUACGGUGUCGUGUCAUUGUAUCAGGCUGUGCGAUCGCUGCUACAGAAGUCAAAGAGAGAGCCGAUAUUUUCAAUCAUGGGCACGACGGCUGGUAGUCUUAACACCCAACCCCCGCUUCCGAAUGCCUGUUAUGGCCCGUCAAAGGGAGCAUCAGCAUGGUGCAGCAUUCGUAUUAAUCAGGAGGAGAGCUGGUUGCACUCAUUCUCUUUGGGGCCCGGCUGGGUGCAUAGUGACCUGGGCGAUGCUGGGGCGGUAGCCCUUGGCCUCGACAAGGCGACACAGGAUCACCUUAUGAUCGGCUUGGAUGAGUCAUGUGACGGCAUGAUGAAGGUGCUUGACGAAACCACGAAGGAGAAACACGGCGGAAAGCUGGUGUUGUAUAAUGGAGAAACCAUGGCUUGGUAG